AUGAGUAUGGAUGUGAAACCUCUCGGCUUUAGUAUUGCCCAGGAAAAUCGAAGGACAAUGCUCGAACUCGACAAUGAUCGUCGGACCAUGAAUGCGAUAAUAAAAGGCAUCUUCCUCACCAAACCCUCCAACCCACGUAAAUGUUCGCCAUUGCUUCAAGUUCAGUUCAGGUUGUGCCUGUUCUACUUGGGCAUCUCAGCAUAUGGGACCGAGACUCAGCUGGAGAGCUCGGUGCCGGCCUUUGCCACAGUAGGAAGGAGUCGGCGGUUCCCGAUCUCAAAGGAUUGCAAGUGCUUCCCUGUUCACAAGACAGGAAGUGAAGCCGUCAAGCCUGUGGUCGUCCACGACGGGUUCUGCUCGUACGAGAUGGACGUGCAGAACGGUAUAUUUCAUGCCAUCGCGCUCCGAUAG
Messenger RNA from Pseudocercospora fijiensis CIRAD86, 411 nucleotides. RefSeq lists its product as uncharacterized. The record is from RefSeq and is a predicted model, not a curated record. The transcript has 2 exons. Bases 1 to 411 code for a protein of 136 amino acids. NCBI's taxonomy places the organism in Eukaryota, Fungi, Ascomycota, Dothideomycetes, Mycosphaerellales, Mycosphaerellaceae.